CUCAAGGGUGAAUCAGUGAAUCAAGUUAUAUACAUCAUUCGGUGUCAGGAUGUAAUGUCGCAAACGAAUUAUAUAUAUUUCACGCUUUAGAAAUCGAUUUAACACCUCAUUAGGUUACGCUUACGCGUGUGGAAUCCACCUGCAUUGGUUCACAAAAUUAACUCUUACUUCUUGACAAAAUAAAUUUAUGGUUUAUAAAAAAUGAGUGGUGAUACCGGUCAAUAUAAUCAAGACACAGGUCUGGCAUCCCCAGAAAGUGAAGCAUCUAGCAGGACUACAAGUAGAAGGCCGACACAAUCUGGAUCAAAUUUGACUUCUGAUAAGCCCAGGCCUCCAUGGAAAAACACUACUCCAACCCCAAAACUGCUGGAAGCGACAAGAAAAGUUUUGAAGGCAUCAAAAAAAGGAAAAACCAAUUCCCUCAGCACACAAACAGAACCUGAACCCUGUAGAAGAGUGAAGGAUGUUUGCGUUCAGACUUAUGGGAUGCCACCAAUUGUGAGAAAACUUAUACAGCCAAAAUACUACCGAAAACAAAUUUAUCCAGUAUAUUAUGAUGUCAAUUAUGAAUUUGACACAAGGACUCAAAAUAUCAUUUGUGAUCUUUUAAAAGAAGUAACAGAUCUUUUGAAAAGUUUUGAUAAAGUUGCAACAAUGUUUUAUCAUUCAUCUAAAGAUGAUUGUAUUUCUGAAACAAAUUGUAGUAUUUCAACACCGAUAAAUUUGGAAGAAAAGCUUAUGGAGUCUUGUAGACAAUUAAGCGAGUGUAUUAAGAGAUCCGAAACAGCUUCAGAAAUUUGAAGAAAAUGUUUAUUGGUUACAAAGUAAGCCCUUUUUAUUUUAUUUUAUCUAAAUGUUAAGGACUUUUUUUUUCUAAAUAGCUUUAGGUGCAAUUCUCUUUGCUGUUACC
This is a messenger RNA of Ctenocephalides felis (cat flea), 910 nucleotides long. RefSeq lists its product as uncharacterized. The transcript is spliced from 3 exons. Bases 202 to 801 code for a protein of 199 amino acids. Lineage: Eukaryota; Metazoa; Arthropoda; Insecta; Siphonaptera; Pulicidae. The record is from RefSeq and is a predicted model, not a curated record.